ACCAAAUUGAAACACACACAAAAAAAACAUCCAUUUCUCUACCCAAAAAAAGAAAUGGAUUGGACUAGAGGCCACAUCAUAGGCCACGGCGCCUCCGCCGCCGUCUCGAUCGCCGUCUCCUGCCUCUCCGGAGACGUAUUCGCCGUGAAAUCGGUCGAGUUAAGCCGGUAUGAGUCCGUACAAAGGGAGCAAAAGAUUCUCUCCGGCCUCAAUUCACCUCACAUAAUUGGCUACAGGGGAUUCGACAUUAGCGUAGAGAACUCUGCAGCCGUGUUCAAUUUAAUGAUUGAACACGCCCCGGACGGAUCGCUGUCGGACGCGAUCCGCCGCGGCGGUGGCCGCCUCCCUGAGCCGGCCAUCCGCCGCUACACUCAAGGGAUUACUAAAGGAUUGGACUACUUGCACUCGAGGGGAAUAGUGCAUUGCGACAUCAAAGGGAGCAACGUGUUGCUAGUCGGCGGCGCCGCCAAAAUCGCGGAUUUCGGCUGCGCCAAGGCGCGGACGGAAUCCGCAAUCGGCGGAACCCCGCUUUUCAUGGCGCCGGAGGCGGCGCGUGGGGAGGAGCAGGGGUUCGCAGCCGACGUGUGGGCGCUCGGGUGCACGGUCAUCGAGAUGGCCGCUGGCCGCGCGCCGUGGCCGAACGCGCCGGAGACGCUCCGCCGGAUCGCGUUUUCCGGCAAGGCGCCGGAGUUUCCGGCGUCUCUGUCGGAAAUUGGGAAGGAUUUUUUGAGCAAGUGUUUGAGGGUUGAUCCGAGAGAGAGGUGGACGGCGGAGGAGCUGCUCCGGCAUCCGUUUCUCGGCGAUAUUCGGGAAGAGAAAUUGGCCGGAGAUUCUGAUUCUCCGACGAGUAUUCUUGAUCGGGGGAUUUGGAGCUCGGUUGAGGAAUCUUCACAUGAUUCGACUGAGAUGAAUUUUGCAGAAUUUUAUGAGUUGUGUAAGAAUUCAAGAAGUGAAGAGUGGGAUUGGACGGAGAGGUGGAUGACGAUUAGAGACGGUGAAAGCGUUGAUUUUGGCAGUGAAAGUAGAUUUCAGUGUGAAGAACAGAGCUUUUUUUUACUUAGUUGAAAAGUUUGGGGAGAUGUACAUAGUUUUUAGUGUAGGAUCAAUUUGAUUUUUGGAUUAAUUGGUACUCACUUUUUUGAUUUUUCAGUUCAAUUCUUGUCUUAUUCUAUUUUUAAUUAAGCAAAUAAUAGGAAAAGAUUUGGUCGGCUAAUGAUUCUGUUGCAGAGCAGAGCAGAGGAACUAGAAUUUUC
This is a messenger RNA of Salvia splendens (bonfire salvia), 1253 nucleotides long. Its product is annotated as mitogen-activated protein kinase kinase kinase 17. The transcript has a single exon. NCBI's taxonomy places the organism in Eukaryota, Viridiplantae, Streptophyta, Magnoliopsida, Lamiales, Lamiaceae. The record is from RefSeq and is a predicted model, not a curated record. Gene Ontology annotation, biological process: signal transduction; protein phosphorylation. Bases 55 to 1065 code for a protein of 336 amino acids. Gene Ontology annotation, molecular function: ATP binding; protein kinase activity.